AUCACUCAUACAGUAUAAAAAAACAUUUAUCGAAUAUAUUAUGAUAUUUUACAAUCUUCGUGCCUUAUCUUUGUGAUACUUCUAAAAAGCAGAUGGCGGGAUAUUACCAUGCUGCCACUGAUCGUGUGAAGCGAAUAUUUUCUGCAACUGAAUCGUAUCUUUACCAACUUAAAGGUGCUGGAACAGCCGUUCUCAGUGUAUUGAAACCACGAAUACGACAAAAAGAAUAUUCAUUGGAACCUCAAUGGAAAGAAGGAAAUGAGGUCAAUCAUACUGUUUUCAAUACUGAAAACGAGAAUUUGAAUUCAAAUGAAAAUUUGUACAAACAACAGAAUGAAGGAUACCAAGAAAAGUGGUCAAUACUGUCAUGCAUCCUAGGUUCUUUAUGUUAUCCAUUUUUUCCAUGUGCCCAGUUCAUUUUGCCAAGUAAAUGUGUUUCCAAUGUAGCAAACUCAAAUAAAUUUUGCACAUCUUGUGGAUGUAACUGUUGUAUAUGCACCGGUGUAUCUUCCAAUGUUGACGGUUCUGGCAACUGCAUUUGUAACUUAGUCAGAUCUCAAUGGUUUUUCAACACUGUUCUCUGUAUGUGCCCAUUUCUGCUUGUGUUUUACCUCUUCUGGACCUAUUAUGAUGACUACCUCUCAAAGCUACUGACAUCGUUUGAAGAAAUGGAUCAGGAGCUGGCAUGCGUUAUCUUUGUUUUAUUAUUUAUUAUAGCCUCCCUACCACUUGUUUGGGGUUACGUUAUUCUGAACUUGGCUGCUGGCUACAGGUUUGGAAUUAUAGCUGGUGUGUUUGUCGUAAUGGCAUCAGUGACUAUCGGAUUGUCUUUAACCCAUCGUAUUUCCCAAAGAUUUUGUGCCAACUGUAUAAUGAAAUUAAUAAAACGACAAUCUAAUGCUGACCAUCUGGAAGGGAUACUAAAAGUUCUUGAUGGCCCGGCUGGUUUAAAAGUUAUUGCAUUGACUCGAUUGACACCAAUACCAUUUGGUCUGCAGAAUGGAAUUUUUUCAAUGUCAAAUAUCAAAACUCGACAUUAUGUUGCGGCCUCAAAUAUUGGUUUGUUUCCAACUCAAGUUUUGAAUUGUUAUAUUGGAUCUACAUUCCGAUCUGCUGAAGAUGUUCUAAGUCGUGGUGGUUCUAUUGGAGGAUAUGUUGUGUUCUUAAUACAGUUGUCUAUUGGAUUUGCACUGAUGACAUUUGUUGUGCGACAUGCAAGAAAAGAGUUAGCAUCUGCACUGAAGGAUUCUACGAAGAAGCCAGAGCCAAAUUGUGAAAACCUUGGUAAUACAUCUGAUGGUGAAAUCUUAACUGAUGUUCGAGUGACACAACCUGGCCAUGGAAGUCCUUCUCACAACUCAUCGUAACAAAUCUAUCUGGUUAUAUUUAGUUUUGACCAAGUAAUAAGAGCUGUAUCAAUAUGGUUCAAGAAAGUCAUUUUGCUUUUGUAAAAGGCGGAUUCCAAAGUUUGGGAAUGUUACAUUACAAUACAACUGUAUCUAUAACAAGCUUUAGCUGUUAUUGUGUGAAGUGAACCCACCCUGUUUGCUUUCAAUUUCAGUAAUCAAACUUGAUCGAGAGCACGAUAUCAUGUUAUAGUAUUUUCUAUUGAGUUAUGAAGCUCUUCGUUUUUGAAGCAAUGUUACCUAUCUUUGUUUUGUAUGCUAUCGGUUUAUGAUACAUGAACAUUCCUGCAUUAGGCUGCAUGACUGAAAAUGACAAUGACAUGGUACUGUUUCAUUGCUGUGUGUUCUUUUAUUUUAUUCUUGUUAUAAAAAUGCAAUUGAUUAUGUUUUUAUAUGCUUAAUUAAUAUGGGUUUAUAAUAUAUAAAUUAAUAUCUUGACAAAAAACAAUGCAAAUUCAAGAAAGUUUUUUAUUUUAAAACACUGAAUUACCAAUUUAUUUUCAAAAAUUGCUCAGCCGUGAGUUGGAAAACACAAAUUUAAACAUCAACAUGCUCACACAGUCACAAACUUACAUUUUUCUGGAAGACAUCGGGUUGUUUUGUUAUUGUUGACUCUGGGACUCUAAAAUAAGCAGCUGCUUACAUAUAUGCUCAUAUGACCAUAUGAUAACAAGGUAUAUACAUAUUUAUCUAGUUUUAGCAUUGAAAUGUUCAAACACAUCUCCUACUGUUGUGAGGGGACUGUUUCGCACAUUACAUUUGACUACUGUCACUGACUUGAUGACAUUGCAUUUGAAUUCCUAGUAUUAUUGUAUUUGUUGAUUACUUUUAGCUACGGUAUAUUAUUCAUUGUAGAAGCUUGAUAUAGUGGGUUAACUUUUGCUUCAGCAUCUUUUCUUUUAUAUGGAUAAUGAAGCCGAAUUGUUUUCUUUUUGUUCUGUAUUUAAAUAAAUUUAAAAUAUUUUUUCUUAUUCCUGCUUCGAUGUUCCAUUUAAAGCCAUAUAGGGUGAUAGCGAUUUAUACAACUCAAAAGUCAUUUCAGGCUGAAAAUGAAUCAGUUUGGUGGGUAUUGACCCAAUUUGUGGGCACUAUUUUCGAAAUAUUCAAUUAAUGUCAAACAAAGGCUAAAAUUAAUGCCAUUUCGAGAUAUCGUUACUGAAAAAUCAGAUAUUCAAAAAAUAUUGUUUUUUUAUGAAAUAUGUCAUUUCACUGUCAUAUGAAUUUGCAAAAUUACAAGGUAGAAUUCUAGAAUAUUAUUUUAUUCGGACAUAGACUUCCCUGCGGUCAUAUUGUAUUUCGUGUAUAUACCAGAAAUGUUUUUAUCCGAUUUAAAUCCGAUAUGGUUACUCUGCUUAUAACAAAUUAUUUUAUUUAUAAAUAUUGUUAACAAAUUCAUUAUUCUUUAUUCAAAGUAAUGUUGAUAAUAAUAAAGUACCGGUAGCAAUUUGGAAUUUUCUUCUACCGUUUGCUGUAGGUAUGGGUUUUAUUUUAUCAUCAUUUUUGAAGAUGCUUCAACUUUUAACCACUGUGCUCUUGUGUUUCAAGUAUCUAGUACUUUUUAUUUUUGAUCUUAUAUAUGUAAUUUUGAAUGCAUAAUUUCUGUUUAUAGUAUGAAAUGUACGAUUAAUCCUAUAAGUGGUAAACCGGUGCCUCUUCCAAAUCACUAAUUGAGAGUUAAAUAUGAAAGAAGUAGAUCUGUGUGGAAUUCAUCUCGUCAUACCAAAGUGCUUUUAUGAUGUCACAAUGUUGAAACGGUUAGGGUUUUCAGUAAAUUCAUAUUUUUAGUUAAUAUUUAACAGGGAAUAUACCAGUUUCAUGAGGCUAUUUGGUGGUUAUACUUAUCUCAGUUAUCUGCACAAUAUUUCUCAUCUAAAGAAGCACUUUUUUAAUUCUAAUGAAUAUAAAUUUAUUAUUUUAAAAGAUG
Styela clava is the source of this 3330-nucleotide messenger RNA. RefSeq lists its product as uncharacterized. The record is from RefSeq and is a predicted model, not a curated record. Gene Ontology annotation, cellular component: endoplasmic reticulum. Gene Ontology annotation, biological process: regulation of cytosolic calcium ion concentration. Lineage: Eukaryota; Metazoa; Chordata; Ascidiacea; Stolidobranchia; Styelidae.